This is a messenger RNA of Pocillopora meandrina, 402 nucleotides long. NCBI's taxonomy places the organism in Eukaryota, Metazoa, Cnidaria, Anthozoa, Scleractinia, Pocilloporidae. The record is from the annotation of a GenBank genome assembly.
AUGGUGGAAAAAGUACUUGUACAGUUGUGGACAUUAUUUCAUAACUCACCAAAGGAGACUGCCUAUGCAAAAGCAGUUGUAAGUUACAACCAGAUUUCAUUGUCAAUGAAAGGUUGUAAGAAAAUUGGAAAGUCUUUCAAAAAGGCUCACAGAACUAUAUGGAUCUCCAUGGAGAAGGCAAUAGGCAAUGUUUACAAUUAUUUUGUCCCUCUGACUCCAACACUUUGCUUGUUGAAUGAAGACGGAGAUUCAGUGGCUAUUGGUCUCUUGCAACACAUUGGAAAUAUCAAGUUUCUUUCAGCUGUUUAUUUGUUGCACCAGGUUCUACCCCCACCUGCUCAUCUGAGUAAAGUGUUCCAAGCAGGUUCUGUGUCAUUUGCAGCAAUUGGCUACAUCCUUUAG